Adineta ricciae is the source of this 921-nucleotide messenger RNA. The record is from the annotation of a GenBank genome assembly. NCBI's taxonomy places the organism in Eukaryota, Metazoa, Rotifera, Eurotatoria, Adinetida, Adinetidae.
AUGUCAACACACGAGACAGAGUUUCAUCUCGAUGAUGUCCUCGCUCGUUUACUUAAAGCACGCGACUAUGAACCGGGAAAACUAGUUGAUAUUAGUGAAGAUGAAAUACAUCAGUUAUGCUCAAAGGCGCGCGAAAUCUUCCUUCAACAACCAGUUUUAUUACAACUUGGCACACCAGUAAAAAUUUGUGGUGAUAUUCAUGGUCAAUAUACUGAUCUAUUACGAAUAUUCGAAUGUUGUGGUUAUCCACCAAGUUCGAAUUAUUUACUUCUUGGUGAUUAUGUUGAUCGUGGCAAACAAUCCAUAGAAACGAUUUGUCUAUUGUUUGCCUAUAAGAUAAAAUAUCCUGAAAAUUUUUUUCUUCUUCGCGGAAAUCACGAAUGUGCGGCAAUUAAUCGAAUUUAUGGAUUCUAUGAUGAGUGUAAACGUCGAUACAGUGUGGAAUUGUGGAAUUUACUCAAUGAUUGUUUCAAUUGUUUACCUAUCGUAGCCAUUGUCGAUGACAAGAUCUUUUGUUGCCAUGGAGGUUUAUCUCCUGAUCUUCACAAAAUAGAACAAAUACAACGAAUUAUCCGUCCAGUCGAAGUACCUGAUACAGGCUUAUUGUGCGAUUUACUAUGGUCGAGACCGGGUGUUGAUAUCGAAGGUUGGGUUGAAUGUGAGCGUGGUGUGUCAUUCAGAUUCGGUGCUGAUAUUGUGCAACAAUUUCUCGCAGAUAACCAGUUUGAAUUAAUAUGUCGAUCACAUGAUGUCCUGGAUGAUGGCUACGAAUUCUUUGCUGAUCAUCAACUAGUAACAAUAUUCUCAGCAGCGAACUACUGCGGUCAAUUCAAUAAUGCUGGUGGAAUCAUGUCUGUCGAUAAGUCACUAAAGUGUUCCUUCGUGAUUUUAAAACCAUCUACAACAAAAGUUCAACAUUGA